Molecule: messenger RNA, 1851 nt
Organism: Lactuca virosa
Lineage: Eukaryota; Viridiplantae; Streptophyta; Magnoliopsida; Asterales; Asteraceae
Source: the annotation of a GenBank genome assembly
AAACUGCUCAAAGUUACUCUCUCUCUCAAUAGUUAUUUAUUUUGUGCUUUGAUCUUAGCUUGCAUGGAUAGUCAGGUACGUAUCAACGGAAUUAGUCCAGAACCAGACAUCGAAACUGUUGAGUGUGAGUCGGGUGUUGUGGAGGAAAGGAGGAGUUUAGCGUACUUGACAUGGGAAGAGCUUAGAGUAGUUGUUUCAAGCUCAGAGUGGAAUGCAGGGAAAGGUAGAUGUAAAUCUUUACUUUCUGGUGUCUCUGGUUAUGCUAAACCUGGAGAGAUUGUUGCGAUUAUGGGUCCAUCUGGUUGUGGCAAAUCCACUCUCCUUGAUUCAUUGGCUGGGCGUUUGGCGUCCAAUACAAGGCACACUGGACGAGUUCUAAUUAACGGACGUAAACAGAGGCUUACCUAUGGCACUUUGGCAUAUAUGACUCAAGAACAAGUUUUAAUGUGGACGCUAACCGUGAAAGAAGCCGUGUACUAUUCAGCUGAACUCCAACUGCCUAAGCUGAUGCCAAGAUCCGAGAAGAGGGAGAGAGCAGAUAGAACUAUAAGGGAGAUGGGGCUCCAAGAUUGUGUGAAUACUAGAAUAGGAGGUUGGGGUUUUAAAGCACUUAGUGGUGGCCAAAAGAGGCGUGUAAGCAUCUGUUUAGAACUCUUGACACACCCCAAACUUCUCCUGCUUGAUGAGCCUACGAGUGGUCUUGAUAGCGCAACUUCAUACCAUGUCAUGAACCAGAUUGUCAAGCUCACUCGACAAUACCAGAUGACGGUUUUAGCAACAAUCCAUCAACCUAGUAGUCAAGUUUUUGGACUCUUUGACAAUCUUUGUCUUCUCUCUAUGGGGAAAACAAUAUACUUUGGUCCUACUUUGGCUGCAAAUCAGUUCUUUGCAGUAAAUGGUUUUCCGUGCCCAGAUCUCCAGAGUCCUGCAGAUCACUACCUUAUGACUAUCAACGUAGAUUUUGAUGAGGAAACUGUUAGUGGAGAGGUUCCUGAUGAGCACAUAAUCAACGCACUCGCUGAAUCCUACAUGUCAUCUGAGAUGUAUAUGCAAGUGAAAAGUGAAAUAUUCACCAUAUGUGGAGAGGAAGGAGAACUAAUUCAGCGAGAAGGAAGCCUAGAAGCCAAUUUCAUCAAACAGUGCUCGGUAUUAUCGCAAAGAUCAUUUAUAAACAUGUACCGUGAUCCAGGAUACUACUGGUUGCGCCUUGGUGUAUAUAUUGGGUUGGGUUUUUCACUAGGAACAGUCUUUUUCCAAAUUGGUUUGGGAUUUGGCUCCAUAUAUGAUAGGGUUUCACUGAUCAUGUUUGUUUCUACAUUCCUGACCAUUUUAGCCAUCGGCGGGUUCCCCUCCUUUGUGGAGGAAAUGAAGGUCUUUCAAUGGGGAAAGAUUAGAUGGGCACUACACGGUUGGAUCAUUCGUUAUCAGCCAUCUACCAUUGUUCCAAAUUUUCUUAUGGGCAUCAUAUCCGGUGCUGGAAUCCAAGGAUUGAUGAUACUAGGGGCAGGGUUCUUUCGAUUGCCAAAUGAUUUACCCCAUGUUUUCUGGAGAUACCCUAUGUACUAUAUUUCGUUCCAUAGGUAUGUAUUACAAGGAUUAUGCAAAAAUGAGUUUGAAGGGCUAAAGUUCCCUGAGUACUCAGGAGGUCCUCCUACAAUUGAUGGUGAGAUGAUAUUGAAGACUUCAUUGCAAAUCGAGAUGCGAUACUCUAAGUGGAUUGACCUUGGAAUCUUGUUUGGUAUGGUUGUUGCAUACAGAGUAAUACUCUUUUAUACUAUUAAAAUAAUAGAGAGAAUGAGGCCUAUUAUUAAAGAUUUUAUGUUGUGUUCUAUUUUUGGAAACUAUUAUUAG